UCCAGCUAGGUUAAGAGGAUAUUGGAUUCCCCUUUGAAAAUGGUAUGGUAUCCUUCCCUACACCCGCCAGCCAUUGCAGUCUAGAUCUGGCGCCUUCCUAGUUCCUAGUAGACAAUUUUCUGUACCGCCACAACGCAGUGUCUAUAGACAUUGGUCUCAGGUUUCAUGUUUAGAUCCAGUCACCGUAACUUUCUCGUCUAUAACUAUGAAGUUCAUCGACUCUUCUCAGCUUCUGCUGCUGCAUACAUGGUGGAUUCCGCAACUCAAGCUCAAAGUCCCCAUCGAACUUUAUCAAAUACCAAUGACAUUGUAGGAGAAACAUCACUUCCCGAAUUUUUACCCUCUUUAGACCCAAAACACUACAUUUCUGGACUGCCCAAUUGUAAAAAUCUUGUGCAAAUCAGACAAGUUCACGCCCAAAUCACUGUCAAUGGAAUGCUCCAUAUUCUUGCUGUUGCAAACAAGCUUCUUUAUAUAUAUGCUCAGCAUAAAGCUUUGGCCGAUGCUUUUGCCUUGUUUAGUGGCAUGAUGGAUAGGGACCCAGUUUCUUGGAGUGUAAUGGUCGGUGGAUUUGCUAAAGCUGGCGAUUAUGAUAACUGUUUUAGGGCAUUUAGAGAUUAUAUUCGAUCUGGGGAGCGCCCUGAUAACUACACCUUGCCAUUUGUGAUUAGGGCUUGCAGGGAUACAAUGGGCCUACAGAUGGGGAAACUGAUUCAUCACAUUGUUUGCAAAUUUGGGUUGCACUCAGAUUCUUUCGUGGUGGCUGCGCUGGUGGACAUGUAUGCGAAAUGCCAGGCUAUUGAAGAUGCCCAGCAGCUGUUUGAUAGAAUGCCUAAAAGGGACCUAGUGACUUGGACUGUCAUGAUUGGUGCAUUUGCCGAGUGCGGGAAUCCUUCUGAGUCUUUGGUCUUGUUUGACAGGAUGAGAGAGGAAGAUGUUGUGCCUGAUAAGGUUGCCAUGGUGACUGUUGUCAAUGCUUGUGCAAAAAUAGGGGCUUUGCAUAAGGCUAGACUUAUUCAUGAGUAUAUAUGGGGGAGGAAUUUUUCAUUGGAUGUCAUAUUGGGUACAGCGAUGAUGGAUAUGUAUGCUAAGUGCGGUAGCCUUGAUACUGCUAGGGAGAUCUUCGACAGGAUGAGAGAAAAGAAUGUUAUCACUUGGAGUGCAAUGAUCGCGGCUUAUGGGUAUCAUGGAAAAGGCCGUGAAGCUCUUGACUUGUUCCCUUUGAUGUUAAGAAGUGGGGUAUUGCCAAAUAGGAUCACCUUUGUAUCUUUGUUGUAUGCUUGUAGUCAUGCAGGUUUGGUUGAGGAGGGUCUUCGGAUUUUCAAUAUGAUGCAGGAAGAUUAUUCCGUGAGACGGGAUGUGAAACACUAUACUUGUAUGGUUGAUCUCUUGGGCCGUGCUGGGAGACUGGACAAGGCCUUGAAUUUGAUCGAGGAUAUGAGUGUAGACAAAGAUGGGGGCUUGUGGGGUGCAUUGCUUGGGGCGUGUAGGAUUCAUAAUGAUAUAAAGCUGGCAGAAAAGGCGGCAAAGUCUCUACUUGAACUACAGCCACGAAACCCAGGGCACUAUGUGUUGCUUUCAAAUAUUUAUGCCAAAGCAGGUAGGUGGGGAGAUGUGGCAUUGAUUAGGAAACAAAUGACAAACACAAGAUUAAAGAAGAUUCAUGGUUGGACUUGGAUUGAGGUGGAUAACAAGAUCCAUCAAUUUGGUGUAGGAGACCGGACUCAUGCCCGGUCAAAAGAGAUAUAUAACAUGCUGAAAGAGUUGGGCAAAACAUUGGAGUUGGCUGGUUAUGUCCCUGAUACAAAUUUUGUUUUGCAUGAUGUGGAUGAGGAACUUAAGCUAGACAUUUUAUACACUCAUAGCGAGAAGUUGGCAAUUGCGUUUGGCCUUAUCAGCACUGCUGAGGGAACCCCUAUUAGGAUUACCAAGAAUCUGAGAGUUUGUGGUGACUGUCAUACAUUUAGUAAAUUUGUAUCUUCCAUUACACAUAGGUUGAUUAUUGUUCGUGAUGCAAAUCGGUUUCACCACUUUAAGGAAGGCAGUUGCUCUUGUGGCGAUUACUGGUGAUUUGACUUUUUCUGCUCAGUACGAAGAUUUCUCAAGGAAUUGAACAACUUGAACCGACAAACUUUGAUGAGGAAGAUGUCAUAUGAUGGCGGUACCCAUUACUGCUUUUUUUGAAGCUAUGAAGAACGCAUGUUUGAAUGGAUUUGUAUAUGAACGAAAACUGCGCACUGAUGCUACAAGGUCUGAACAAGUGUGGGUGAGUUCCCAGCCACCAGAGGCCAGAUUGUUUCAUAUUCACAGCUUGCUGGCUUUGUUUAAUCCUCCUCUCAGCUACCCUAAGUCGAGUGAGCUCCUCCAUCUCACCGGGUCCCUUGAAAGAGGUUUUCCGAGUUGAGUAAUAGACUUCUAUAUUCAGACAGGACAACAAUGGAACGGGUUUGGCACUCUCCCUUUGGCAGUGUGAAUUCUGGAACUGUAUUAAUGUUCCUAUUGUUGCUUUGUUACUGCCAUUAUUGAUGAUAUCCUUGCAAAGUCAUUCAAAAUUGAUGUCUCAAUGUCCUUCACAUUGGUUCUUGUUCUGCUCAAAUACCUCUCUUGCGGAGCAUCUUGUUGCUUUAGUAAUCUGAAUAAAAGGGAUUUAAAGGAUGAGCCUGGUGUUCUCCUAGCUAAACCAGGUUGUAAUAUGCUUUCUGUCUUUAGGAGGAUUGAUUGCCCGCAUAGCUGUAGAAAAGAUUGUCAUUCAUUUGAUGUUUGUAGAUUUGUCAAGCUCGGUUCUCCUCAUGUAUGUACAUAUAUUUGUGGGAACACAUACAUUUCUGAUUAAAAAUUGGUCCCU
Messenger RNA from Diospyros lotus (date-plum), 2845 nucleotides. Its product is annotated as pentatricopeptide repeat-containing protein At2g33760-like. The transcript has 2 exons. Bases 166 to 2070 code for a protein of 634 amino acids. Gene Ontology annotation, molecular function: RNA binding; protein binding; zinc ion binding. Lineage: Eukaryota; Viridiplantae; Streptophyta; Magnoliopsida; Ericales; Ebenaceae. The record is from RefSeq and is a predicted model, not a curated record. Gene Ontology annotation, biological process: RNA modification.